Molecule: messenger RNA, 1776 nt
Organism: Anthostomella pinea
Lineage: Eukaryota; Fungi; Ascomycota; Sordariomycetes; Xylariales; Xylariaceae
Source: the annotation of a GenBank genome assembly
AUGUCUCAACGAAUCGCCAUCCUCUCUGUCUACGACAAGACGGGCCUUCUGGACCUGGCCAAGGGCCUCGUACAGCAGAAUGUACGGAUUCUGGCCUCAGGAGGCACGGCUAAGAUGAUUCGCGAGUCUGGAUUCCCCGUCGAGGACAUCUCUGCCAUCACCAAAGCCCCUGAGAUGCUUUCAGGAAGAGUCAAGACCUUACAUCCAGCGGUCCAUGCUGGGAUACUCGCACGCAACCUCGAGGCCGAUGAGAAGGACCUAGCCGAGCAGAACAUCAGCAAAGUCGACUAUGUCAUCUGCAACCUUUACCCCUUCAAGGACACCAUUGCUAAGCCCAAUGUCACUAUCCCCGAAGCGGUAGAAGAGAUUGAUAUCGGAGGCGUGACCUUGAUCCGAGCCGCGGCCAAGAAUCACUCGCGCGUGACGAUCCUUAGCGACCCCAACGACUAUCCCGAAUUCCUGAAAGAGCUCGAGGAGGGAGAGAUCAAGGAGUCUAGCCGUCACAGAUACUGCGUCAAGGCUUUCGAGCAUACAGCAGACUACGAUGCCCACAUCUCUGGGUUCUUCCGAGCGCGUUACGCCGAGGGUCAACAGCACAUGCCUCUCCGAUAUGGAGCUAACCCUCACCAGAAGCCAGCUUGCGCAUACGCUCCUUCCGCAAACCUCCCUUUCAAGGUACUGGGCGGUUCUCCUGGAUACAUCAACCUUCUGGAUGCCCUGAACAGCUGGGCACUCGUGAAGGAGCUGAAGGCGGCCCUUGGCAAGCCAGCUGCUGCUAGCUUCAAGCAUGUAUCACCUGCUGGUGCCGCCAUUGGCGUACCCCUGAGCGCUGAAGAGCGAAAGGUCUACUUCGUCGACGACAUCCAGGGCAUUGAGACCUCAGGGCUUGCUCAAGCCUAUGCCCGUGCUCGUGGAGCCGACCGCAUGAGCAGCUUUGGGGACAUGAUUGCUCUGAGUGACAUUGUCGAUGUGCCCACUGCUAGCAUCAUCUCCAAGGAAGUUUCUGACGGCGUCAUUGCACCCGGAUACGAGGAUGCGGCUCUGGAGAUCCUGAAAAAGAAGAAGGGCGGCAAGUAUCUCGUACUCCAGAUGGACCCCGACUACCAGCCCGAUCCUACCGAAACCAGGACCGUAUACGGUGUGACCCUGAGCCAACACCGCAACGAUAUCGUGCUCUCUCCGGACUCGUUCAGCCGCACCGUUACGCCGAAAGACUUCAACCUCCCAGAGUCCGCAGCGAGAGAUCUGACGGUUGCGACCAUCGCGCUGAAGUACACCCAGAGCAAUUCAGUCUGCUAUGCCAAGAAUGGACAGGUUGUAGGACUCGGUGCUGGCCAACAGUCACGAAUCCACUGCACGCGUCUUGCCGGCGACAAGGCCGACAUCUUGUGGAUGCGCUUCCAUCCCCGGGUGCUCGGCCUCAAGUGGAAGAAGGGAACCAAGCGCCCCGAAAAGAGCAAUGCCAUCGAUUUGCUGGUGAGCGGCGAGCUCCAACCGUCCGGACCUGAGCGUGACGCAUUCGAAGCCGUCUUCGAGGAAGUACCUGCCGCAUUCUCCCAAGAAGAACGCAAGGAAUGGCUAAACAAGCAAGGCGAUGUCGCUGUCUCUAGUGAUGCUUUUUUCCCGUUCGUCGACAACAUCUACCGUGCAGGUCGAUCCGGUGCUAAAUACAUCGCAGCUCCAGGUGGAAGUCAGAACGACUCUGCUGUCUAUGAAACGGCUGAGAAACUCGGAAUCGUGUUUGUGGAGCAGAACAUUCGUCUCUUCCAUCAUUAA